GCCAGUGCUCCGGGCUCCCCUUGGCAUUGGCAAGCAGAUUCGAUUUCUUCCGUUUUAGUUUCACGGUCAUACAAUUAAAAUAUUUUAUCCCUAAAUUUUAUUGGAAUUUUUAAUAGCAGGAACCCUAAUCUUAUCUCCAAAGAUAGAUCCCUAUUGUUCUGUGCAUUGUGUUCAAUUUAUUAUUUCGUUAUAUAUUUUUUAUAAAUAAAAACAUGAGCAACCGGAAUCCAAAUACUUUAAUGAGUGUACCAGACGAUCAGUUUGAUUAUUUAUUUAAAAUAGUUCUUAUUGGUGACUGCGGAACAGGGAAGACAUGUAUUGUACAGCGUUUAAAAUCCGGAAACUUCAUAGAACGGCAUGGAAAUACAAUAGGCGUAGAUUUCUCGAUGAAAACUUUAUUAGUUGAUGGAAAGAAGGUCAAGCUGCAGAUAUGGGAUACAGCAGGACAGGAAAGAUUUAGGACUAUUACUCAGAGUUAUUAUCGUUCAGCCAAUGGAGUAAUAAUAGUGUACGACAUAACAAAGAGAUCAACAUUUUUGUCUCUAAAGAAAUGGAUAGAAGAAGUUAGAAGGUAUACAUCAUCAAAUGUCAUAGUCUCUUUAAUUGGAAAUAAGUGUGAUCUGGCAGAUCAACGCGAGGUUGAAGCUGAAGAGCCUAAGUCUUUCUGCCGUUAUGUUCCAGAGAUUAUGUUUGUUAUGGAGACCUCUGCUAAAGACAAUACUAAUGUUGAAGACACUUUCCGAAGCUUAGCCACAGAAUUGAAGCGUCAACAUGAUAGCAGCGAAGGCCCACCCGCUGACAAUGAUGCUGUUGUACUCGGAGAAAGUCAUUCUGUGAGUCGGUGUCAACCUUGCCGUUCUUAGUUAAUAUUUGUAUAUAUGAACAAUAUUUAAAUUGUGUUAAUUUCUAUGUCUAAGUCUUUCAAACCGUUAUAGGUUUGAUAAUGAAAUUGUUAACUGGACAAUUUUAUUAGUUAUAUUAAAACUCCCAUGUCGAAGAAACCUGUCACCUGAUGUUAUAUAGCCGUGCUCUAUGGACUAUCCAACGUUAAAAAAUUCCUUAUCAAACCAGUAGGUAGUUCCCGAGACUAGUGUGAACAAAAUCUUUUGUUUUUUAUUUCUUAAUUAUAAAUUAAUCUUGGCUAUGAAGAUCUGUUAAUUUGUCACAAAUACAUGCCAAAUCUAUAUAAGAUAAAGUUGUAAAGUUCUAGUAUUAGUGGCAUAUUAGUAUUAGUUGCUUUUAGUUUGACCUGAGAAGCCAUUUUAAUCUAAUUAGUACCAAAAACAGAUUAGGUAAAUUCGAAAUUCACGUUAAUUAAAUCAAAUCAUGAUUCACUGUCACUGUUUUUCUUUCACUUUAAUUAACAAAAAAUGACGUUCGUAAAAUGUUUUUUUUUUAUUUAAU
Molecule: messenger RNA, 1404 nt
Organism: Pieris napi
Lineage: Eukaryota; Metazoa; Arthropoda; Insecta; Lepidoptera; Pieridae
Gene: Rab19
Product: ras-related protein Rab-43
Exons: 4
Coding region: 213-863 (216 amino acids)
Cellular component (GO): trans-Golgi network
Molecular function (GO): GTP binding; GTPase activity
Source: RefSeq, a predicted model, not a curated record